Messenger RNA from Paramecium octaurelia, 408 nucleotides. The record is from the annotation of a GenBank genome assembly. Lineage: Eukaryota; Ciliophora; Oligohymenophorea; Peniculida; Parameciidae.
AUGUCACUAUCACUGUCAAUUCAUGCUGAAUAACGAAAGUAAUUUGUUUGCCAACAAGUUAAUGAGCUAUAAGCUCUAUUUCAUAAAUGGAUCAAUUCCAACAAUCUUAAUGAAGACAUGCAUUAAGUUUUAGAAAAUGAGGUCAAACUCUAUCAAUAACACCUCAUUAUCAAGGAUCAAAACCAAUUAUAAGAAAAGAAGAGUCGUCAGUUUUCAAAACUGUCUAACAUAAAUCUUAAAGAUUGGCUGUAUAAACAUUUUUCAUAUCCAUCUCCAACAAAGGAAUAAACAAUAUAAUUGUCUGAAAAGAGCAAUCUUACCUGCAAAUAGGUAUUCUUAAGAAUUUAACAAUUAGAUUUAAAUUUGGUUUAUUAAUUCAAGAGUUAGAAUAAACAACAAAACCUAUGA